AGAGGGCGGGAGGGAGACGAGUCGGUGGUGGCAGCUUUUUCCUUCUUCUGCGCCGAGGAGACCGACAGGGACGGAGAGAGAUCCAGAAAGGAGAGGGGGCCCUCGUUAAUAAAUAAAUAAGUAAUCCUCAUCCCACCCUUCCCCACCUCCCUCGCAUCCCCGGUUUGUGCAGCAGAGGCGACCGGGAGGUGGGGAAGGGGCGUCUGUAGUCCGAGUGUGGCCCAGGUUCCCACUGAAGGCCCCGGCCCAGAGUAGGGAGCCUCUUCCCCCUGUCCCCGGCGCUUUCGCACGGUGGACCAUGAUGGCAUCGCUCGGCUGCUCCGGCUAGUCAAGAGAAAAGUCAGGCCCGGACCUCUCUCCCCCAGGCAGCGGGGGCCCGAGCUCCCCUGCCCGGGGUAGGAGGAGGAAGCAGAGGAGGAGAGGGAAGGUGGUGGCUCGGGGAGGAAGGCAAGGUGGGCGUCUCAGCUGCGGGCAACAAGAGGUAGAUCGAGUGAGGGUAGAGGCGACCAUUCCCCCCUCCUUCCCUUGGGCAGGGCUGUCUGCUCCCUCCCUCCCUCGGAGGGCAGAGUAGGGCCAGGGGAGGGGGAAAGAGUUUUUAGCGGGGGGAGCCCCGGCCCCCGCAACACUGACUGCGAUGGUGAGUCGCCGUGACUGACGAACGGACGGCCUUGCAAGUCCUCUUCACUGCAAGCAAAGAGUAGAGCCUCUCGCCCAGGAGCUGAAGCCAGAGGAGCAGCAAGCAGCAGACAUGGACUGUGGCGGCGUGUGAGAGCAAGAAGGGGGAUUUAAACACACACAUAUCGGCAGGACAACCGACAAACUCUUGAAAGGUUUAUUCGGCCGUUAUUAUUUUUCUCUCUCUUCACUUGGGAUAUUUCCACAGCGACGUGAAGAUGGUCUAUCUGAGCGCCUUGUAAAAGGUAUUUUUUUAAUAACAUCAGUUAAAGCAAAUACCACAGACUUUGAGGGGAGAACGAGGAGGUGAAAAGAGCGACCUUGCGGCACCUCUACGAAUAUUUAAUUCGCUCCAAGAUGCCGGUUAAAAAGAAAAGCGGUUUCCAGAUCACCAGCGUGACCACGGCUCAAGUGGCGGCCAACAGCAUCACCGAGGAUACUGAGAGCCUGGAAGACCCGGACGAGUCCCGCACCGAGGACAUCUCCUCCGAGAUCUUCGACGUGUCGUCCCGGGCCACAGACCACGAGCACGCCGAAGUGUGUGACCGCAGCUCGUCCGACGAGACCCUCAACAACGUGGGCGAGGCGGACACCCCAGGGGCGCUCUCCCCUAACAUCCCUCACGACCGUGAAGGCUUCGGAGGCCGGCUCCCCGGGACGGGGGCAGGAGGUGGAGUUGGAGGUACAGUUACUCCGGUCCCCGGGAAUGCACCGGGAGCCACGCUGCCCGCUUCCGCAUCGGUCAGCGGCACCUCAACCGGAGGGGUGGCUAUGCAACCGGCGGUGGCCUGCACCUCGCGUUUCAGGGUCAUCAAGCUGGACCAUGGCUCGGGCGAGCCUUUUCGCAGAGGCCGGUGGACCUGCACCGAGUUUUACGACCGAGAUUCGGACGGCACGAUGCUGACGAGGUCGGCUGACACUAUCAGGCACAAUAGCAGCAGCAGCACCGCCUCUGAGCAGCAGUGUGCCGACAGGGACAGUGGGUUGGGAGCCACGGCCAGCUCUGUUCAGUCCGUGCAUGGCACUGACUCCCUGGCUGAUACUUCCAUCAACGCCACGGUAACGCAGUUAACUCAGACCGAUGUGAUCAACCAACACCAAAGUUUCGUGAAGGGCCAGCAGUCCAUCUGCGGGCUUCCAGUGACUCAAGCUGCUUCCGGCACUCAAAUCUAUACUUCUGUGGGGGCUCAGCAACAUAUAUCGCAGAGCAAUUUGGGUCAGCACAAUGUUCUGCAAACGGGGAUUAAUGGCAUGGCAAUUCAUGCAGCAUGCACGUCAACAUCGCAGACUAAUGUAGCUGCUGCUCAUGCUUCGCAGAGUCAGCAGUUUCAGUUUUCUCCAAUUCCACAUUUACUGCCAUCUCAGUCUACUGUUCCAAACAGCCAUGUGGAAUAUAUGCAACAUUUGCCGGCCAUGCAGGGUCUAGGAACCAUACAGCAAUCUUCACCAGGUACAGUACUUCAGAUCACUGCAGCUAUGAGCCUUCCUACUGGCCAAGUGACGAGUCAGGGUCCUUCGCCAGCGAUGCAGUCACCUGCCAGUGGAGUGCAGGUUAUGGGUAUGCCAGCCCAGAGUGGUGAUUUGGACGGUCAGUGUGGACAAGGGAAGCAAAAUGCUCGGCCGGGUCCUACGAAAGGUCUUAUCUUACAGCAGCAAACUUUGGGGUCAACAGGUGUGCAACAACAUUUAACCCAACAGCAUCAAGCUCUGGGUCUACUAUCUGGAAUGAUCAGUCAGGUACCUGGCUUGUCCAGUGUGGCUGUUGGCAUUCAAAACGUGCCUAGUACUGGUGUUUCAAGUGUGCCUGCUGUGGUGCCUAAUGUAUCUGCUACGUCUGUUACUAUGCCAAGUGUUCCAGUAACAAUGGUUCAAUCCCAGCAAAGUACUCAGACACCAAUGACUGGGAGUACUGGCCUAAUACAAUCUGGGCUUCCUCUCAUGCAAGGUUCAAUCAACUUAUCUUCGAUCGUGUCACAGACCAACCUGUUUCACACACAGCAAGGUACAGGCCACCUGGAAGAGAGACGGAAUUCCGAGCAGCUUGUGUCUCAGACUUCUCAGUCUGCUGAAAGCAAGUCCUCCAUGAAGCCUCUUAUUCCUGAUAUUCUUGGUAACCCUUUGAAUUUACAAGUGGCCAGCCCUAUGAACAGCCUCACAAAUUCUGUGUUCUCAAUACCAAUACAAAUCGAUGGAGAUGAAGACAGUGCUUCAGGAGCAAGUGUGGUAGCAAUCGAUAACAAAAUAGAACAGGCCAUGGAUUUAGUGAAAAGUCAUCUGAUGUACGCUGUGAGAGAGGAAGUGGAAGUCUUAAAGGAGCAGAUCAAAGAGCUGAUUGAGAAGAACUGUAUACUUGAACGAGAGAAUUCCCUGUUAAAAUCUCUAGCGAACAAUGACCAGCUGACUCAGCUUCAAACGCAGGUGACCAACCUCAGUAGCACUUCCCAACCACAGCAGCCGGCAGCAGUAGCACAACCUCAACAAAGCACACAACAGACGCAGCCUCCUCCGCAGCCUAACAUUCCUUCUGCAUGAAACUCGCUCGCCUGCAUAGGAAAUCCUUCAGAGAGGAAAAAAAUAAGAAAAAUCCUGUCUCUGUGUGCCACUGGUGUUCUUACCACUCUCCAUUGAACAGCAAAUAGCCAUGCUUAAAUGUGUUUUUUGCUCCUUGGCCUUUUCAGUAUUAGACAAUCAUCUGCAAGAGCUUUCUGCCUGAGAUGUCCCAGUUGGCAUCAGCAAAUGUGUGACUGCACAAUCAGAGUUGGUUGAAGGAUCUGAAUCUUGUUGGAGAAAAGCGGAUCUUCAUCCGGUUAAUGGACAAGAGGGUACCUCCAUCUUUCUGGCUUACCAAGGUUUUUAUAUAUAUAAAAAUAAUAUAUAUAAAAUGCAUAUUAUAGGAAUCUGUAGGCCACGAGCCUUUUCCUGUCUAACAUUAAGAUCCAAUAAGCAGCUCUGUUCGAAAAGAGCCACUGUUCUCGUAACUUUUUUGCAUACAUGAAUUUUCAUUUACUGUUUGUUUUUAUUUAUUACAGGGCUGCUAUUUUCAUAUGUAUAUGAACAAUGUCACAGAAUCUUUUUUUUUGUAAGUUUGAAAUUAAAAGAUAAGAUUACUGGUAAAAGCAAGCGAUAGUUGGGAUUGCAUAUAUUAGUUUAAAAAAUAUAUAGGCAAUAAUAAAAUUUAAAAAAAAAUCCUGGCUUAAGAGUUCUGACACUAAUGGCAGUUUUACCUUGGGGAUUUUCUUCUGCAAUAGUUGAAUCCCAAUUUGAAUGUAAAUUUUGUAUAGAGUGUAAGUAAUGUAAGGAAGAACAUAGCAGACAUGUACAAGUAGGCACCAGACAUUGCGAUUUAAGACCUUGAAAGAAUAUUUGGGCUUUUUUUUGAUAAAGAAAAAUAAACUGUGCUCACUUCUGUUACUGAUUUUUCUUUGUGGGUUGGGUGAGGGGGAGAAUUGCCAUGAUUGUUCUACAUUUUUUUUCUCCUUUCCUCAGAAGUAUGUUUGGGGUGGGGGGGGGAAUAAGCUGUGAAAUUGUUCAACCUACUUUGUAACCAAAGAAGCAAAGCUGUAUCUGAAUUCAUUUAUUUUGUACGCUUAUUCUGUACGUAUUUUAGUUUGUACUUUUUUUUUUCUCGAGCUAUAACAUGCAUCCUUUAUUUUCCUUUUUAAUCUUCAGCAUGUUCUGCAUGACCCCUUUGUCAAACCAGUUUCUUACCUCAUGUUUUUACUGAGCACUCUUACUGUAACAAGUUUAGUCUGUGAACAAUGUCCAAUGAAAACUAAAACAGCUGGAUUCGAACUAGUGUUAAGUGCUAGUCAGAAAAAAAAUGGAGUGAGCCAUCUUUUGUUUAAAUGGUGUUUUGAAUUUCAUAUGCAUAAAGUUUUGUUACAUUGCAGAUUUUAUUGUAUUUAAUAAAUGCAACGUGCCGAUUCAGAUGU
Leucoraja erinaceus (little skate) is the source of this 4607-nucleotide messenger RNA. RefSeq names its product TSC22 domain family protein 2-like. Gene Ontology annotation, biological process: regulation of transcription by RNA polymerase II. The record is from RefSeq and is a predicted model, not a curated record. Lineage: Eukaryota; Metazoa; Chordata; Chondrichthyes; Rajiformes; Rajidae. The transcript is spliced from 3 exons. The coding region runs from base 1033 to 3207 and encodes 724 amino acids.